GUGGCCGUGCGCUAGGCGGCAGUAGCGGGCGCGGCGCGGGGUGCGGCCGCCGCGCGGUCGCUCUUGGCGGGUUGGACCGGCCGGGGCGGGCCGGGGCGGGGCGCGGCGCUAGGGCUCCUCGCGGUCAGAGUCGCUGAUCUCGGCGAGCAGACCAGGAUGGCGGCGGCCGCGGCUUCGGGAGAGGCGCGCCGGGUGCUGGUGUACGGCGGCAGGGGCGCCCUGGGCUCACGAUGCGUGCAGACCUUCCGGGCCCGGGACUGGUGGGUGGCCAGCAUCGACGUGGUGGAGAACGAAGAGGCCAAUGCCAGUGUUGUCGUCAAAAUGACAGAUUCCUUCACUGAGCAGGCGGACCAGGUGACUGCGGAGGUGGGAAAGCUCCUGGGAGAAGAGAAGGUGGAUGCGAUUCUCUGUGUGGCUGGAGGAUGGGCCGGAGGCAAUGCCAAGUCCAAGUCUCUCUUUAAAAACUGUGACCUCAUGUGGAAGCAGAGCAUGUGGACGUCCACCAUCUCCAGCCACCUGGCCACCAAGCACCUCAAGGAUGGAGGCCUCUUGACGUUGGCUGGAGCCAAGGCAGCCUUGGAUGGGACUCCUGGGAUGAUCGGCUAUGGCAUGGCCAAGGGCGCCGUCCACCAGCUCUGCCAGAGCCUGGCCGGGAGGAACAGUGGCAUGCCGCCCGGGGCCACUGCCAUCGCGGUGCUGCCGGUUACCCUGGAUACGCAGAUGAACAGGAAAUCAAUGCCGGACGCCGACUUCAGCUCCUGGACACCCUUAGAUUUCCUGGUUGACACUUUCCAUGACUGGAUCACAGGGAAAAACCGACCGAGUUCGGGAAGCCUGAUCCAGGUGGUCACCUCGGAGGGAAGGACGGAGCUCACCCCAGCGUACUUCUAAACUUCCGUCAUCCUGUUCGCGGUUCGGGAGAGUGGGUCCUGUUUCCCUCUCACGUGACGUUCACCUGCUUCCCCAGGAUGGUGUACUGUGUUCAUGUAAAACAAAACUCUGUGUGUG
Molecule: messenger RNA, 1008 nt
Organism: Ochotona princeps (American pika)
Lineage: Eukaryota; Metazoa; Chordata; Mammalia; Lagomorpha; Ochotonidae
Gene: QDPR
Product: quinoid dihydropteridine reductase
Exons: 7
Coding region: 157-891 (244 amino acids)
Biological process (GO): L-phenylalanine catabolic process; tetrahydrobiopterin biosynthetic process
Cellular component (GO): cytoplasm
Molecular function (GO): NADH binding; 6,7-dihydropteridine reductase activity; NADPH binding
Source: RefSeq, a predicted model, not a curated record